AUGAAGAGAUUUCCAACCCCAAUUGUGAAACCAUUAUGGCCAUUUUUCAUAGCAGCUGCAGUGACAUAUUACGGUGUCUCCAAAUUUGCUGACGCAUAUGGUAACACUGAUGAGUAUAUCAAUGAUCCAAGAAAUCCAAGAUUCGCUAAGGGUGGAAAGAUUGUAGAUUUGACAAAGAAUAAGGAAACAAUGGAGGAAUGA
This is a messenger RNA of Naumovozyma castellii, 201 nucleotides long. RefSeq names its product F1F0 ATP synthase subunit i (gene ATP18). Lineage: Eukaryota; Fungi; Ascomycota; Saccharomycetes; Saccharomycetales; Saccharomycetaceae. Bases 1 to 201 code for a protein of 66 amino acids. The record is from RefSeq and is a predicted model, not a curated record. The transcript has a single exon.